AUAUGUAAUAAGAUUCCAUUAAAACAAUACAAUGUAUGUAUUAAAUGCCUUGCAUUUUUACGUGAUUUCUGUGUUUUGUGGUUCUUUUCGCGUGAAUGGAGAUGCAGGAAACAUGUGGGGAUAUCAAGAUGGUAUACCUCCCGCUGAAUGGCCAAGAGAAUAUAGAACAUGUGGUGGUCGGCGGCAAUCACCGAUCAACAUACAAACAAGUCAAAUAGUUGUGGAUGAACGAUUAGGCAGGUUUGACCUCAGUGAUCUGAAUAUGAUCAACAACAUUCGGUUGACAUUGAAAAAUAAUGGACACACAGUUGAAGUUGACGUAGAAGGACGUAACAACUUAGCAGUAAUUGGUGGAGGACUUCCUGAGCCCUAUCUUGUAAAACAGUUUCACUUCCAUUGGGGCUCACAGGACAGCAGAGGAUCAGAACAUGAUAUAAAUGGACGAUUUUUUCCUAUGGAGAUGCAUGUUGUGACCUACUCACAGAGAUACAGAAUGUUUGAAGAAGCUAAAAAUGCCACUGGAGGCCUCGCUGUGUUGUCGUUUCUUUUUGAUGUUGGAGAUGAUAAUCCUGCCUUUGACGAAAUCAUUUCUCAUAUGAACGAAGUUCAACACAAAGACGAUCAUGUAAACAUUGAAGCAUUUGCUUUAAGGUCCCUGUUUCCACGAUCCACUGAUGUAUUUUAUAGAUAUUAUGGUGGACUGACAACGCCGCCAUGUUAUGAGAGUGUAAUCUGGACAAUAUUUCAAGAGCAUAUACGAAUUUCUGAAAGACAGAUAAACCAAUUCAGACAUCUAGGCGAUCGUCAUUUUGUGCGUUUCCGAGGACUGUCGGACAAUUAUCGACCAACGCAGCCUUUAAAUGGAAGAUAUGUUUAUACCAAUACUCCAAUGGGUUAUCAAUAUCGCAGGGAAGGUACAUUCGGAAGACAACCUCUGCGACCAAUGUCUGCUCCAAACAGACAGUUUGUUUUUAGUAAACUUAUCAUGUCGCAGCAAAGGAUGAGCCAGGAAACAGUAACAGGCCAAACAUCUUGUUAUAAAAACAACAGCGUUUGCUCUGUGUGUGAAGAAUAUAGCACAUUGAAAAACGCACUAGGUAACACGUGGGGAUAUCAAGAUGGAAUACCUCCUGCUGAAUGGCCAAGAGAAUAUAGAACAUGUGGUGGUCGUCGUCAAUCACCGAUCGACAUACAAACCAGCCGAGUACGUCUGAAUAAACGAUUGGGCAGAUUUAAUCUGAGAGAUCUGAAAAAUAUCAACAAUAUUCGACUGACCCUUAAAAAUAAUGGACAUACAGUUGAAGUUGACGUUGAAGGACGAAACAACCGGCUGGUAGUAAGAGGAGGCGGACUUCCAGAUCCUUAUACUGUUAAACAGCUUCACUUCCAUUGGGGAUCACAAGACAGCCGCGGAUCAGAACACGACAUAAAUGGGAGAUUCUUCCCUAUGGAGAUGCAUGUUGUGACCUACUCAGAGAGGUACAGAAUGUUUGAAGAAGCUAAAAAUGCCACAGGAGGACUUGCUGUGCUGUCGUUUCUAUUUGACAUUGGUCCUCAUAAUCCUGCCUUUGACGAACUGAUUGGUCAUAUGAGCGAUAUACGACACAAAGACGACCAUGUGGAUAUUCAAACGUUUUCUUUAAGAUCCCUGUUUCCACGUUCCAUUAAAGUAUUUUAUAGAUAUUAUGGUGGAUUGACAACACCUCCAUGUUUUGAAAGUGUAAUCUGGACAAUAUUUAAGGAGCAUAUUCGAAUUUCUGAAAGACAGAUAAACCAAUUCCGACGUCUAGGCGAUCGUCAUUUCCGCCGUUUCCGACCACUGUCAGAUAACUUUCGACCAACACAGCCUUUAAAUGGAAGAUCUGUCUAUACCAAUGAUCGACGAGGUUUUCGUUACCAAAGAGAAGGUACUUUUGGAAGACAACCUCAUCAACCAGUACCUGCUCCAAACAGACCGUCUGUUAAUAGGCCACAGGCAGACACAUGUCUUAUUUCAAUAGGGGUUCUAUCUUACAAAAAGUAG
Mytilus trossulus (common blue mussel) is the source of this 2023-nucleotide messenger RNA. RefSeq lists its product as uncharacterized. Gene Ontology annotation, molecular function: carbonate dehydratase activity; zinc ion binding. The coding region runs from base 32 to 2023 and encodes 663 amino acids. The record is from RefSeq and is a predicted model, not a curated record. Lineage: Eukaryota; Metazoa; Mollusca; Bivalvia; Mytilida; Mytilidae. The transcript is spliced from 17 exons.